Cherax quadricarinatus is the source of this 1037-nucleotide messenger RNA. The record is from RefSeq and is a predicted model, not a curated record. NCBI's taxonomy places the organism in Eukaryota, Metazoa, Arthropoda, Malacostraca, Decapoda, Parastacidae.
CGGCCAAUUUAGAAGACAUCUCACAACCCAUCGUCAAUUUUCAGUGCGGCCAGAACAUAUUCCAGAUGUUCAAGUUAUUCACUGAGAGGAUCGGCCCAGUCCAGAUCCUCCGGCCUGACUCCAACAGCACAUUUGUGGAUAACAGCGUAUCCAGUCGAACUGGAGAUCCACAACGUCGUCCAGGUGUCCCUCAGUCUGCCCUCGACGACCCUAAAGCCUUCGAACUCCGCAUAGGACCAUUUACUGCAGGCUUGCGCGUCCUCGGUGGAGUAAGGGCUCUCAAAAAUAAUUGGCCUUGGAUGGCGCUACUAGGGGAGCGGAACGAUAAGGGAAUUCAUUGGUUCUGUGCUGGUGUUCUCAUCAACGACCGGUGGAUCCUGUCAGCUGUUCACUGUGUUCAAGCAACGCGUCCCCAGGUGGUGCGUCUGGGUGAGCAUGAUUACAAUGAUGAGAAAGAUGGUGCAGUUCACGAAGACUUUAGUGUAGCUGCCACUGUACCUCACCCUGAGUACUUCCACCCUCAAGCCUACCAUGACUUGGUCCUUCUUAUGCUCGACCGCAGAGUUAAACUGAAGCCGUCAAUCAAUCCAGUUUGUCUUCCAUGGGGGAAUGAGAGCAGCCGGAGACUGGUGGGUCAGAACGUCACCUUGACUGGUUGGGGAGACACACAGUUUGCUGGCUUCCCCAGCUCUGUGCUACAGGAAGUGGAAGUGACAGUGUUUGAAUCCAAAGAAUGUGACAAGAGUUACUCCACUCUGCUGGAGUACCCCAGCUCCUGGCCUCUAGGCAUCGGGGAGGAGAUAGUAUGUGCAGGAGACCGCAGUGGUGGAAGAGACUCGUGCCAGGGUGACUCUGGCGGACCCAUCGUUUACCGUAGCUCUGAUGGUCGCUACGUCCUGGCUGGGAUAGUGUCUCGUGGGUACGGCUGUGGUAUUAAGGAGUAUCCCGGCCUAUACGUCAACAUCCAUCAUCCGCCUUACCUCGCCUGGAUCAAGAAAGUCGCCUUCUAGACGUUUUAUCUCAAAUCAGACAAUAAA